UAAUCUUUUCCGCUAAUAAAAACCUUUUCACAAGUCCCAAACAUUCCCACACUCAUUGCCAAAAAUCUUUCACAAUUCUCCCUCUCAAUUUUUCUUUUAUUACAUUUUCACUGUCUUAUUUUUAGUUAAAAAAGCAAGAAAGUAGUUUUUUUUUUUUUUUUGGGGGGUUGUGGAACAACCAAUGAAGUUUGGGAAGCGACUGAAGCAUCAAAUUCAGGAGACAUUACCGGGUUGGCGGGACAAGUUCUUGUCGUACAAGGACUUGAAGAAGCUGGUGAAGCUGAUUUCUUCUGCUCCGACGCUGUUGAACGGAUCGUCGGAGUAUGGGAAGGCGGAGGAGGAGUUUGUAUACUUGUUGAACAAUGAGAUCGACAAGUUUAAUGCCUUCUUCAUGGAGCAGGAAGAGGAUUUCAUUAUCCGUCAUAAGGAAUUACAACAAAGGAUCCAAAGAGUCAUAGAUAAGUGGGGUCCGGACGGAAGUCAUCCUUCAGCGGCUCUCUAUAAAGAAGAAAUGGUGAAAAUCAGAAAAGACAUUAUUGAUUUCCACGGUGAAAUGGUUCUCUUAGUGAACUACAGCAAUAUCAAUUACACAGGAUUGGCAAAAAUUUUGAAGAAGUAUGACAAGAGAACAGGAGGGCUCUUACGGUUGCCAUUCAUUCAGAAGGUACUGGAGCAACCCUUUUUCACUACCGAUCUGAUAUCGAAGCUGGUGAAGGAAUGUGAAAUGACAAUAGAUGCAGUGUUCCCCGUCGACAAGGAAGAAAAGAAAGAGAAAGAGAAAAGAAAAGAAGCAAUAACAGUGGCAGGGGAAGGAAUAUUUAGGAACACAGUUGCAGCUCUAAUGACCAUGCAAGAGAUAAGAAGAGGAAGCUCCACUUACAGUCAAUUUUCUCUGCCUCCUCUCGUAUUGCCAGAUUCUGAUCUCAUCCACGCCUUCCAACUCAACACUUUCAUACCAAUUAUCUAGAUUUUAUUAUUCAACUAAGCAAAAAACACUACCACACGAUUGCAAUAGCAUAAUUGGAAUUUUAUACCUUUUGAAUAUGUUUUGGGGGAUAUGUGCCACUCUCCCCUGCUGGUUAUUGUAUCUGCUUGCUCUGCUUUGGUUGUAAGCAGUUUACCUAAUUUUAUUCACAUCUGUAAUUUUUUUUUUUUUUUUUGGUUUUCUUUUAGGGGUUGUGUUACAUAGCUUAGUAUUCACAAAUUAAUGGAGACUAUUGUUGUAGAAAUUCAAAAUAACUAUCGUAUUUGGAAAAUAACCAUUUAAAUU
Messenger RNA from Ziziphus jujuba (common jujube), 1270 nucleotides. RefSeq names its product SPX domain-containing protein 3. Gene Ontology annotation, biological process: cellular response to phosphate starvation. Lineage: Eukaryota; Viridiplantae; Streptophyta; Magnoliopsida; Rosales; Rhamnaceae. Bases 182 to 967 code for a protein of 261 amino acids. The transcript is spliced from 3 exons. The record is from RefSeq and is a predicted model, not a curated record.